AUGUUGAAGGUCACCUCCAUCGUCCACACUUACGACAGUUUGUUGUUGGUCACCCCCACUGUUUCCAACCCAUCCGAUUUGGACAUACUGCGCAACUUCAUUCACAAAAGUCUUCCGACAGGUACCCCCUUUGAAGUCACGCUUCCCUCGUCAACAUCUUUUAUCAAGAUACUUGAUGUUCCUUACUUUGACCCCAAGAGGCUGAAGAUCACCCAGGAGGUGCUUGAAAAGGCCCUCUGUACCUCAGUUCAUGCUGAGGUUCUUGGCACACUCGACAUCGUGCACUGUGUACUGCAACAUCUGGGACUCCCAGCAGGGAACCUGGUUCCACUAUGCCAGCGCUGCUGGAAGUGGGGCCACCCUACCUUUGCUUGCAAGGCAAAGCAGCUUAGCUGCACUAUCUGCUUGGGUCCGCACAAGCAGAAGGAACAUCACCAACAUGCGGGAUGUUGCAAGGGGAACGCAAAAGUGAAGCCCCCUGUGCUGCCCACCCCUCGCGACCAGCCCUGCCCCCACAAGGGCCACUGUGUCAACUGCCACAAGGACCACACCGCCAACUCAGCUUUGUGCAAGUUCUGGGCACAUCGCUACGUCUGUGAGUGGAUCAUGGCCAAGUAUCGUCAGACUAAUGUUGGGAAACCAUCAGGAUCUAAGUAG
This is a messenger RNA of Cyclocybe aegerita, 657 nucleotides long. NCBI's taxonomy places the organism in Eukaryota, Fungi, Basidiomycota, Agaricomycetes, Agaricales, Hemipholiotaceae. The record is from the annotation of a GenBank genome assembly.